AUGGAUCGUUUGCCACCAGAGCUGAAGCUACAUGUGGCAGGUGCGGUGAGCAACGUGUCGCGGGAAGCUAUGCGAGCCUUAUCACAGGUCAACCGUCAGUGGAGUCAGAUCGUCGCGCCCAUUCUCUAUAAGAAUAUUACACUACCGCUACGAUCCCUUGAGCCUCAGGAUCGCAUUCUCCAACUUCUAGACGUCAGCCGCAUCUUACCGCAUGUUAAGAAAUUAACACUCCUUGCUAGAAGCUACUCCACUAACCUACCGGUCCCGGACGAAAGCAUAGGCGAUUUUCUGGAACAAACCCUCCCUGAAGAUAUCGAUGUUUCACUACUGUGUGAAUUUGUAGGUGAUUGGACCCCGACCAUUGCCCUGGUGAAGCGGUUGCCCUGUCUGCAGCAGCUGAGCAUCCUGGCUUUCGCACGUUAUGCUAAGCUUCUGGAUGUCGUCGCGGAGGUGCAUCCAUCCUGUCGUGUGUCUAUAUUCACGCUUAGUCGGUUUUCUCCGAGGUGGAUUCUCUAUUGGUCCGAAUGGCUUCGUUCUCCCGUGCUACAUGCGGUCACAGUCAUAUGCCAUGAUGAAAGACAUAUGACAACCUUUAAAGAGGAUCCUGAUCGUGCUCUGUGGGACCUUCUCCAUCAAGCACGGCAGAUAAAGUAUUUAUCGCUGCAAAUUAGUGUCAAACCCUUGGACUGGAUAAUCUUAGAAUCUACAAGUUGGUCCCCGUCCCAGCUGUCAGAGGGCGAAAUCAUCGAGACUCCGCGUGCGAAGCUAGAGACGCUUUCGCUACCCUUGAUCACGAAAAUGACUGCGGCACAGCUGCAAAGGUGGUCCCGGAUUACUGAUCUGGCAUAUCUCACCGAGUGGGCGGCGGGUACCAUCGAGGAAAUGACUGCCUUGACGGCCAUCACUGAGCUGCAGCCUUUCCGGGCAUUAAAGCGGUUAACGCUUAGACUUGACCAACCAAAAGACUCUCCAUGCUGGCCAAGGGCAGUCAAGAGGAUGUUUCGCUCACUCCCACCAUUGAAUUACCUCUAUCUUGUGGGAAGAUAUAACCCAGCGAUACUUCCCACCGCUAUUCUGAAACGACACGGCCCCACUCUGACCGAGCUGAAGUUGUACUACAAGCGGUCACAGUUUCAACGAAUCGACGAGGCGCGUCCACGCCCACUUAGAAAGCAGAGUGCUCCCACGUUCCCUCCAGCCGUCAUUGCCCACAUUGCAGCCUGUGCCCUGCUCUGCAGACGCUGUACGUUGGAUCUUGUCCUCAAUUGCGUGGCAGCAAGCAAGGCCGACGGGACGCCGUCUCUGCCGCGGGAGCUGACGGCGUACGAACAAGAACUCUUCCCAUACCGCUUCGGCCAGAUCUCCAAAUGGACCAUCCGGGACUGCAUGAUCAACUCGGCCAUUGAUGAAUCGCUGGUCAAGGCAAUUUUCAAUCGCAUCCUAAUGGGCCAACAGGGUCGCUCUUUGCAGCUGCUCCGCUUACAUCCGCACCUUGGCAAGUUCGAGCCCUGGAUGAGCACGGACAUGCGCAACCGUCUACCAGUUAGUGCAGGGGAGAUGAUCAAGGGAUUGGCGGGGGCGUGGCAGGUCGAGUGGCCCAGAUAUGGUAAACCGCAGUUGGAAAACCGGUUCAGGCCCAGUCGUGAUCAUGAAGCUGUAAUAAGCCCCGAAGAUGGCGAGAUCUUCGAGUCAAUUUGGCCGUCAACUCGGGAACCCAAGACUUGGCCCCUGGAAUGGUGUAGCUGGCCUCUGCAGUAG
This is a messenger RNA of Aspergillus tubingensis, 1758 nucleotides long. RefSeq names its product amino acid permease family protein. The transcript is spliced from 3 exons. Lineage: Eukaryota; Fungi; Ascomycota; Eurotiomycetes; Eurotiales; Aspergillaceae. The record is from RefSeq and is a predicted model, not a curated record. The coding region runs from base 1 to 1758 and encodes 585 amino acids.